Molecule: messenger RNA, 1137 nt
Organism: Hibiscus syriacus
Lineage: Eukaryota; Viridiplantae; Streptophyta; Magnoliopsida; Malvales; Malvaceae
Product: serine/threonine-protein phosphatase 7 long form homolog
Exons: 4
Coding region: 1-1041 (346 amino acids)
Biological process (GO): meristem development; meristem maintenance
Source: RefSeq, a predicted model, not a curated record
AUGGCUUCUUCAUCGUUGUUGAGAUUGCAAGAAAACCAUAUAUCCUCCUUUGUAUUUCAAGAGGAUACUUGUCGAAUUCUACGCUCUCGGAGAAUUUAUUUUGAAGAACCACAUCCGUAUAUUAUAAACUAUUUGAAGAUGAGUGGUUUCUAUAAUGCAUCUCAAGUUCGCCGCUUUGUACUUCUUCCUGAUUUGAUAAGUGCGUUGAUCGAAAGAUGGAGACCCGAAACACAUACGUUUCAUUUUCCUUUCGGCGAAUGCACAAUUACUUUGGAAGAUGUUGCGCUACAACUUGGACUUCCGAUCGACGGAAUGGCAGUUACAGGCUGCAGCUUAUUGGAUUGGAAAGAUGAGUGUCAAAACUUAUUGGGUGUGGUUCCUCCGGAAGAGCAUUUGAAUGGCUCAAGAGUGAAACUAACUUGGUUGCAGUCAACCUUUCAACAUCUCCCCGAGAAUGCGAGUGAAAAAGACAUUAAAUAUGCUGCUCGAGCAUAUAUUUUACGCUUGAUUGGUGGGGUGCUGAUGCCUGAUAAAUCCGGCAAUCUAGUGCAUUUAAUGUAUCUUCCAUUACUUCGAGACUUCAAGUUAGCUGGGACUUAUAGUUGGGGUUCUGCGUGUUUAGGCUUCUUGUAUAGGGAACUUUGUCGUGCUACAAUCCCAAAAACCCAUGACAUUGGUGGAUGCUUAGUGCUACUGCAGUCAUGGGCUUGGUAUCGAUUGCCAUUUCUUGCACCACGAACGGCAACUGCUCCUGUAUACCCCCUUGCUAGCAGAUGGAACAGCCGCAAGGUUCAUCCUGGUAUUCCAUCUGGCCUUCCAAGCAUUAGAGAACAACUAGAUCGAUUAGAAUAUGAUAAGUUUAUUUGGAUGCCAUAUUCUUCAAAGGAAAUUUUAGUAUGCCUACCUAUAGAGGCUUACAACCAUUGUCAUCUAUGGAACACGAACACAGCAUUGAUAUGCUUUGCAGUUGUGGCGUGGCACCAAACUGAUAGGGUAUGCGACAAUUCGGGAUGCAACAAUCGAUCUCUGAAAUGCCUAUGAACCUUGAUAUGCUUCACAAGAUUGAUAUGCGCGGGCAUCAUGAUGAACAGUGGCUUGCAAAGCAUAAAGAAUGGAUUGAGUUGUGGGAUAUGCGUU